CUCUCGGCUCCUUGGUGUCUCCUCCUAGGGCUGUGGACUGCCGGCCUUCUGCUUGCUCCUCUGGAAAUGCAGCGGCUAUUGACUCCAGUGAAGCAGGUCCUGCAGGUGACAAGAGUGAUGCAGAAAGCCUCCCUCACACCUGCGCGCCUGCUCCCAGCUGCCCACCAAAGGUUUUCUACAGUCUCUGCCGUCCCUCUGGCCAAAACAGAUUCUAGGCCAAAGGAUGUGGGCAUCCUUGCCUUGGAGGUGUACUUCCCAGCCCAAUAUGUGGACCAGACUGACCUGGAGAAGUAUAACCAGGUGGAAGCAGGGAAGUAUACAGUGGGCUUGGGCCAGACUGAAAUGGGUUUCUGCUCAGUCCAGGAAGACAUCAACUCUUUGUGCCUGACGGUGGCGCAACGGCUGAUGGAACGUACGAAGCUCCCAUGGGACUCCGUGGGCAGGCUGGAAGUGGGCACUGAGACCAUCAUCGACAAGUCCAAAGCUGUCAAAACAGUGCUCAUGGAACUCUUCCAGGACUCGGGCAACACUGACAUUGAGGGCAUAGACACCACCAAUGCUUGCUACGGCGGCACCGCCUCCCUCUUCAAUGCUGCCAACUGGAUGGAGUCCAGCUACUGGGACGGUCGCUACGCAAUGGUGGUGUGUGGAGAUAUCGCCGUCUAUCCCAAUGGUAAUGCUCGUCCCACAGGUGGGGCUGGAGCUGUGGCGAUGCUGCUUGGGCCCAAUGCCCCUUUGGCCCUGGAGCAAGGGCUCAGGGGAACCCAUAUGGAGAACGUUUAUGACUUCUACAAGCCAAAUUUGGCCUCAGAGUACCCACUGGUGGAUGGGAAGCUCUCCAUCCAGUGCUACCUACGGGCCUUGGAUCGGUGUUACACAUCAUACCGCCACAAGAUCCAGAACCAGUGGAAGCAAGCUGGCACCGACCGACCCUUCACUCUUGACGAUUUCCAGUUUAUGAUCUUUCACACACCCUUUUGCAAGAUGGUCCAGAAAUCUCUGGCUCGCCUGAUGCUCAGUGACUUCCUGUCAGGCAGUGGCAACACCCAGUCCAGCUUAUAUAAGGAGCUGGAGGCCUUCAGGGGCCUAAAGCUGGAAGACACCUACAGCAAUAAGGACUUGGACAAAGCGCUUCUAAAGGCCUCUCUGGACAUGUUCAACAAGAAGACCAAGGCCUCCCUCUACCUGUCCACACGCAAUGGGAACAUGUACACCUCUUCCCUGUAUGGGUGUCUGGCCUCACUUCUGGCCCGGCACUCUGCCCAGGACUUGGCCGGCACCAGGAUCGGUGCCUUCUCCUAUGGCUCUGGCUUAGCAGCAAGUCUGUUUUCAUUUCGCGUGUCCCAGGAUGCUUCUCCAGGCUCCCCCCUGGAGAAGCUGGUGUCUAGUACCUCAGACCUGCCAAAACGCCUGGACUCCCGAAAGCGAAUGUCUCCUGAGGAAUUCACAGAAGUAAUGAACCAAAGAGAACACUUCUACCACGAGGUGAAUUUCUCACCACCUGGUGACAUCAACAGCCUUUUCCCAGGGACUUGGUACCUGGAACGAGUGGACGAGCUGCAUCGCAGGAAGUAUGCCCGGCGUUCCGUCUGAGGUUCUACAGAUCUGUGGAAUGGCUCCUGGGGGAAGCCAGGAGCACCUCCUGCUAGCAGAGCUUCUGCCCAUGAAUCACAUUUUUAAAAUCCUGCUUUAAAGCUGGCAAGUAAAUCUGAAUCAACCUCAUCGCCCUAUAAAUUUGGGCGCUGUGGAGUGAGGCACCGCCCCUGUGGGCCCGUCCUCCUUCCCCGCUGCAGCCGCUGUCUCCAGCUUUUGGUGUGAUGGACUCGAGAUGAGAGAGUGAGAUGGAGAAACUAGAAGGCUGUUCCUGAAUAGCUGGUCUCCAGAAAUGUGCACAUCAGCUGUCUCUUUCAAGAGCCAGAAAAACUUUCCUAUCUUUUGUUACAGCUUUAUUAUUAUUAUUAUUAUUAAACUUUUGUGCUACCUUA
Molecule: messenger RNA, 1985 nt
Organism: Nycticebus coucang (slow loris)
Lineage: Eukaryota; Metazoa; Chordata; Mammalia; Primates; Lorisidae
Gene: HMGCS2
Product: 3-hydroxy-3-methylglutaryl-CoA synthase 2
Exons: 10
Coding region: 67-1593 (508 amino acids)
Biological process (GO): acetyl-CoA metabolic process
Cellular component (GO): mitochondrion
Molecular function (GO): hydroxymethylglutaryl-CoA synthase activity
Source: RefSeq, a predicted model, not a curated record